Molecule: messenger RNA, 1346 nt
Organism: Vanessa atalanta (red admiral)
Lineage: Eukaryota; Metazoa; Arthropoda; Insecta; Lepidoptera; Nymphalidae
Product: enkurin domain-containing protein 1-like
Exons: 4
Coding region: 176-1159 (327 amino acids)
Cellular component (GO): cytoplasmic microtubule
Source: RefSeq, a predicted model, not a curated record
AGUAAAGUGACAAAAACGGAACGAAAACUAAAAGAUACCCCGAACUUAUUUUUCUUGAAAUAUUUAUAAUUCAGUAUGGACAAAUAUCAAUUCAUUUAAAAAGUGUAUUGUUUGAUUGAACACUAAAUGAUGAGUGUAUAUUUUAUUUUCAUAGUAUUUGUUAUUGUUUGAUAACAUGUAUACUUUAAAAGGAAUAUUUCCGGAACCGAAAAAGGAACAAAAAAAGAAUUUUAUAAAAGAAAACAUGAAACAGCUGAAGUUAAUUCAGAAUAAGUCACCUAAAGAGCCUAAGUUAACUUUGAAGUCUGCCCAACCAUCACGUCUCACCACUCCGAUAAAUGCAAAUGCACUCGCACAAGUCAAAUCUUCACCAUCGAGCAAAAGCGGUAAGGGUACGUUAAACGUCGGUAAAACGAGCUUAUCGAAUCGAAAAAAAAUCAGUGAUGUUCGGAUAAAAAAGGGUGAUAUGGCCGAGUUUCUUCGAAGGAAAGAGAUGAGGCUGACGAAGCAACCUGAAGAAUCAUCAGGCGAUGAAGCACAAUCGUCAGGAUCAUCGAGUCGAUUACGAGAUAUUGGCUGCCAAACUAUAGAGUCAAAUUUAUCACAGAGAUUAACUGAGAGCACUAAGCUAACUAUGUUAUAUCCAAUGAAGGAAAGUGAGGACAAUGAAGCUAAGAUGAAAGCUAGCGGAGAUUCAAGGAGUCACAGAAGUCCACCUCGAGUUACUCUUUCACCACGUCGAGCUGGUGACGAUAUGAUGGAGGAAAAGCACCGGAGUCGACUGAAUGCCAUUCUAGAUAGAAAGGAUAAUAAAGAUCCAUAUUUACCUCCAGGUUAUCAAAAGGGUGUGCUGCCAAAGUAUCUCCGUGAUAGAAAGGAUAGCACUAAGGAAGUGGAAGAUACAAAAGGUGAUGAUGAUAACACUAUAUGUCCUCCUCCUGGCCAUGUGACUCUCCCCGACAAUGAAAGGAAAGAAACAUUACGGAUGCUUCGAAAUAGUUUUGCAGAGUUAGUAAGUGAAUUAAACAAAAUGCCAGUGAAAACUGACACAUUAAGAAUGCGAAAUAGAAAAAUGGAGCUAGAGAAGCAACUAGCGAAACUAGAGGAAGGCAUCAAAGUAUUUUCCCGACCAAAAGUGUUUGUUAAGAUAGGAGAGUGAAUUGAUAAACCAAAUAUUUGACGUAUUUAAAUUUAAAUAAUUUAAAAUUACUUGUAAGACAUUAAAUAUAUUCUAUCUUUAAUACUUAGCUUUGUAAUUGGGCAGAAGAUAGUGAAUUUUAUGUAUAUCGACAUGCCUUUUUUAUCCGUCCAUAUAAAUUUGAAAGUUACCCAAAACAAAAUGUGAA